AUGACCACAAAUAGGGACCAAACCAGUGGUGAUAUACUUACCAACAAAACGGUUCACUUAAACGAUAUUAUCAAAAAGGAUCUGGCUAUUAAUGUGGUAGACGACGGCAAAGUGGGUCACUAUGUGCUGAAUGAGCUACCGGUGCAGCCCUACCGAGUGGACAGUGAGCACUGUUUUCUGAAUCUUCGAAAUAGAGGCGAUUUGUCGUCGUUUGAGUGGUUUGAAUGUCAACACAAGUAUUGGCCGCUCAACAGGAAAGCCAACGAAAAGUUGGUUCAUAUCUACUACUCGGCACUCAAUUUUAAGGAUAUUAUGUUAGCCACGGGUCGACUCCAAUCGGAAUCACCUACGGGUGAGACGGAAUGCCUCAUUGGUUUCGAGUUCACGGGAACCGAUGAAAACAUGAAUCGCGUGAUGGGAAUGAUACCAUCGAAAGCCUUGGCCACUACUUGUGUGGUCAGGGAUCAGGACUUCCUGUGGCCGAUACCGGACCACUGGUCUAUGGAAGAGGCAGCUACCGUUCCCUGUGUGUACGCCACCGCCUAUUACGCCCUAAUAAUUAGAGGCAAAUUGAGGGCCAAUGAGAAGGUGUUAAUCCACUCGGGAAGCGGU
This is a messenger RNA of Oppiella nova, 612 nucleotides long. Lineage: Eukaryota; Metazoa; Arthropoda; Arachnida; Sarcoptiformes; Oppiidae. The record is from the annotation of a GenBank genome assembly.